UGCUUCUCAAUAUCAAGAUAAACUUCGAAAUAACUAACCAUAGUAAUUAUAAAUUUUAAUUAGAUUUAUGAUAAUGAGCUUAUUAUUUCCAAGGCCGAUUUAAACGCCUUACAAAAUGAAUUUGUUGUUAUCAUUAUCAGUGUCAAUAACUGAUAGCAAGCCGCUAUAUUCAAUAAUUUGAAUCGAAAGUUCGUGCGUUUUUGUCGAUUUUUAUUCAAAAAUAAAAGAUAUUUGGGUAGUUUCAAAACUUUUACGUUAGUUUAGAGUGAACAAUGUCUUUAAAUAAAGUGUGCUUGAAAUGUUUGGGAACUGUGACUAAAGAAAUUAAGGUUUUAAAUGGAAUUGUUAGUAAAAGGAAUCAUUUUGUUUACACAGCUGAUUCGAGUUCACCUGUGAAAGGAGAAACUACAAAAAUGAACAUGUUCCAAUCCAUAAACAACGCACUAGACAUAGCCUUAAAAUCUGACGAUUCUGCGUUAAUAUUUGGAGAAGAUAUAGGUUUUGGAGGAGUUUUCAGAUGUACCAUAGGACUUAAGGAAAAAUAUGGCAAAGAACGGGUAUUCAAUACUCCUUUGUGCGAACAAGGGAUAGCUGGAUUUGCAAUAGGAGCUGCAGCAAUGGGAUCCACAGCUAUCGCCGAAAUACAGUUUGCUGAUUAUAUUUUCCCAGCAUUUGACCAGAUAGUAAAUGAAGCAGCUAAAUACAGAUACAGAUCGGGUGGUAUGUUUGAUUGUGGGAAACUGACCAUAAGAGCACCCUGUGGAGCUGUAGGUCAUGGGGCUUUGUACCAUUCUCAAAGUCCUGAAGCAUAUUUCGCCCAUACACCUGGUUUAAAAGUAGUCGUUCCUAGAGGACCCAUUAAAGCUAAAGGACUUCUGCUCAGUUGUAUCAGAGAUCCUGAUCCGUGUCUAGUCUUCGAACCGAAAGUUUUAUAUAGGGCGGCUGUAGAAGAAGUACCGGUAGGUGACUAUCAAUUGCCUAUUGGAAAAGCUGAUGUUUUAAUCGAAGGGAAUGACAUUACCCUGAUAGGAUGGGGCACCCAGGUGCAUGUGCUUAAAGAAGUGGCACAAAUGGCAAAAGAAAAAUUCCAAGUUAAUUGUGAGGUUAUAGACCUCGUUUCUAUUUUACCUUGGGAUACGGACACAGUAAUAAAGUCGGUAAAGAAGACGAAGAGGUGCAUAAUUUCACAUGAAGCUCCAUUAACAGGUGGAUUUGGAGCUGAGAUUGCAGCUACAAUUCAGGAGGAGUGUUUCUUGCAUCUUGAGGCGCCCAUACAGCGUGUCACGGGCUUCGACACGCCGUUCCCUCACGUUUUCGAGCCUUUCUAUUUGCCUGACAAGUGGAGGUGCCUUUCCGCCAUCCAGAAAAUUAUAAGCUACUGAAUAAAAGUUCUUCGAUAAAUUCAAAA
This is a messenger RNA of Psylliodes chrysocephalus, 1408 nucleotides long. NCBI's taxonomy places the organism in Eukaryota, Metazoa, Arthropoda, Insecta, Coleoptera, Chrysomelidae. The record is from the annotation of a GenBank genome assembly.